AUGGGGGAAAUUGGGCUUUUGUCUCGCAGUGCCAUGGCAGAGCCGCGUGAUGAAAUGAGUGGCUUCUCUCAGGAACUUGCCAUGGGCCGCAUGGUACGCGCUACCAUGGUCAUCUCAGGAAAAGAUCCAACACGAGCAACGAAAGAUGCACCUAAAGGAUUAAUAUCUAUGCUGGAUCAAACAAGCGUGUUGACCAAGGAGUUCUCUGUCCACUACGUGGAUUGUUUCAUUGAAAGAGUUGAACCACAAUUCCUACAUCUCAGUCCGGAAGGAGUAAGAGAAGAUGUUGAGGAGCAUUUCAAAUGCGAAAACAAUGCCAGUGAACUUGCCAGUGAAGGUGCGCGGAUGAGAAAGUUUAAUACCUUCAUGACGAUCGCUACCGGAAUGCUUCUCUCUACCGAUUCAGUCAGUCUACAUGGAUUUUCAAGCAAUAUUCACGCGGCAGCAACGAAAGUCUUUGCGGAGAUUCUCGAGUCCGGAACCAGCGUGAACAUCCUCCACUGCAUGUUAUCUCUGAUUAUUUACUCUAUGCAGAGUUCACUAGGUGGCUCUACCUGGCAUCUUCUUGGCCUGGCGAUGCAAAAAGCGAUUGCGUUUGGGUUUCACAAAGACCCAAGUCAUGAGAUCGGACUUUCUACAGUGCAAAUAAAGGACCGGCGAGAUAUCUUCUGGGGUCUAUACACCGUUGAUCGGUAUACUAUACCAUCGCCUUUGUUAGAACUCGACUGGCUAACUGCAGCACAGAACAAUAAGUACUAUUAUGGAUCGGCCGUUUAA
Molecule: messenger RNA, 777 nt
Organism: Penicillium nucicola
Lineage: Eukaryota; Fungi; Ascomycota; Eurotiomycetes; Eurotiales; Aspergillaceae
Product: fungal specific transcription factor domain-containing protein
Exons: 1
Coding region: 1-777 (258 amino acids)
Biological process (GO): positive regulation of transcription by RNA polymerase II; DNA-templated transcription
Molecular function (GO): DNA-binding transcription factor activity, RNA polymerase II-specific; sequence-specific DNA binding; zinc ion binding
Source: RefSeq, a predicted model, not a curated record